AUGCCAUGUUUGUCAAGAACAAUUUUAUCACGCAAUAAUUUACAACAGCAUUUGCAUCAGAAAUGUUACCCAUCAGAAGCAUCAUUAGAAAAUGAUACCAUAAAUAUUUUAGAUGAAGAAACAAUGAAUUAUAAUGAUAGAGAAGGGGGUCAUGUACGAGAUGAACGUUCAAAUGAAAUUGAAAAUAUGUCUGAUGAUGGAAUUCAACAAGAUACAAUGAACGAUCAAAAUCAACAAUAUAUAAAUCAUAAACCAUUAACAAGAAAUCAACGACAAAAUCGCAAACAUCGAGCUAAUAGAUAUGGAUAUGAAAUCAUUCGGAAAAUUUAUCAUAAAUUUACCAUUACAGAUAUUAAAAAAAUCUUAAUAUUUAUGGAUAUUCCUUACGUGAACAUCAAUGUUGUCGGAAGCACAUUAUUCUUGGGUGUAAACCCAAGUGAAGCAUCUUGUAAGUAA
This is a messenger RNA of Rotaria socialis, 456 nucleotides long. NCBI's taxonomy places the organism in Eukaryota, Metazoa, Rotifera, Eurotatoria, Philodinida, Philodinidae. The record is from the annotation of a GenBank genome assembly.